Molecule: messenger RNA, 1319 nt
Organism: Conger conger (European conger)
Lineage: Eukaryota; Metazoa; Chordata; Actinopteri; Anguilliformes; Congridae
Gene: tbcb
Product: tubulin folding cofactor B
Exons: 6
Coding region: 371-1111 (246 amino acids)
Biological process (GO): tubulin complex assembly; cytoplasmic microtubule organization; post-chaperonin tubulin folding pathway
Cellular component (GO): cytoplasm; microtubule plus-end; nucleus
Molecular function (GO): alpha-tubulin binding; microtubule plus-end binding
Source: RefSeq, a predicted model, not a curated record
AACGGGCGGCUCAAGCUGUAGUUGUGUCGUUGUUGGUUUCUGCAAUACAGAACCACGGCCCAAUCGCUCCCAUAAGAUACUAAUAUCCUCGCACAUGGACUUUGGAACAAGCUAGCCUCCUCAGAUAUCAAGCUAAGUAGAACUAGGUUAUUUAAUAAAUAACAAAAAUAUAAAAUAACGUACAGACAUGUAUGUUUUAUCGUGUCGCAUUUUUUAAACCGAACUGUUUAAAUCCUCCUCUAUUAACGUUACGUUUGUUAGCUCGCUACGCUACCAACAGUUGCUAGUGAAUUGGCUUGUAGGCUAGUUCGAUUUUUUUGUGUUUUUUCCGAAAUAGCCGUUUCGUAAGGUGUUAGAUCGCUGCCAGAAAAUGGACGGAGGUGUGUCAGUAAUCACGAACCCUACAGUGUCGGUGCGUUUAACCACCACACUCAGUUCGUUCGAAACGAAUCGUCGGUUCAACCGAGGCAUAACUCUCGCUGAGUUUAAGAGCAAGCUGGAGAUGGUGGUGGGGUCCCCAGCCGCCUGCAUGGACCUGCAGCUCUUCAGUGCUUCAGACAAAUUCCUGCAAAAGAUGGAGGACAACGAGGCCCUGCUGGGGUCCUACCCCGUGGACGAUGACUGCAGGAUACACGUGACUGACCGAAGUGGAGCUCAGAUCGGCGAGUUCAACGACCUGUCGAAGGUGGAGAAGUACGAGAUCGCCGAGGACGACUACGACAAAAGAACAGACUCGGUGCGCUCCUUCCUGAAGAAGAAGAAGGUGGGUCACUUCGACGAGGGGAAGAUGGCGCAGCGGGAGCUGGACAAGGCCGAGCGUGACCUGGAGGAAAAGGCCGCGGCCGAGACCAUCGCCGUGGGCAACCGUUGCCAAGUGUUGGUGGCCGGCCAGCCCACCAAGGUCGGCACGGUGAUGUUUGUCGGCACAACCGAUUUCAAACCCGGGUUCUGGGUGGGGGUGAAGUAUGACGAGCCUCUGGGGAAGAACGACGGCAGUGUCAACGGGAAGCAGUACUUUGAAUGCCAGCCCAAGUACGGCGCUUUUGUGAAGCCGCAGACGGUGAAGGUCGGAGACUUCCCGGAGGAAGACUAUGGUUUGGACGAGAUGUAGGACUGUUGUAGCCAAGAGGGGCAAAGAGAGCUGAAACACUCACCCAUCUGGCAGAUCGCUUUUUAUUGUUGCCACUUUUGUUUUUCGUUCAGUCUCAAGAUGGGUCGCAGGAGUAUUGGUUCUGCCCUCAAAACUCACCUCCAUCAAAAAUCAAAAUACACCAACCGAUAUUUACAUACAAUGCAUCAGCAGCUAGAUAGCAACAGUU